Messenger RNA from Acaulospora colombiana, 387 nucleotides. Lineage: Eukaryota; Fungi; Glomeromycota; Glomeromycetes; Diversisporales; Acaulosporaceae. The record is from the annotation of a GenBank genome assembly.
AUGAGUCGUUGUCCUGAUGCUGUUAUAUGCGAAUCGGUUUUUGGUGAAGUUUACCAAUUGACAUUCUUCACAUUCAUUCUCUGCCUUAACCGAGACCUACCGCGAAUUGGCACAAGAGAUUGGGCGAAAAAAUGCUCUGAAGAGACAGGCGUGGAUUAUGCGCCCGUAGAUCAAUGCGCAAACUCUGAAUUAGGCAAACAAUUGUUUGUGGAUAGUGUUCAUGUGACCAACGAACGUGGGGUUACCAAAAGUUGUACAAUUUAUGUUAAUGGAAAGCCAAGAUGUAUAAGGGAUGGAAGAUGGUACAGUUGUGCAGAUGGUCAUACGGUCGAUGAUUUUGUGCGUACCAUUGUGGAUGCAUACAAUGACCAGGAAGUCAUUGCGUAG